Messenger RNA from Aspergillus steynii IBT 23096, 1041 nucleotides. RefSeq lists its product as uncharacterized. The record is from RefSeq and is a predicted model, not a curated record. NCBI's taxonomy places the organism in Eukaryota, Fungi, Ascomycota, Eurotiomycetes, Eurotiales, Aspergillaceae. The transcript is spliced from 2 exons. The coding region runs from base 261 to 827 and encodes 188 amino acids.
UCAUCCGGGCGAUCGUCUGUUGCGCCUUUUUUGACGCGUGCGCCUUGCCCGUGCCGCCCGCAUGACCUCGUUCCCCGGAGGGCGCAGUGCUUUAUAAUCCCAUCGCGUCUGCCCACUCAAUCCCCGCGGGUUCGAUAUGGAGAUGCCUUCAUUUCACCCGCUUACGACUGGAGAGCGCUUGUCUGGUGAGAUCCGGGUCUUUCGCUGAGGAGGAUAUCAUUUGCGGCUCUGUCCUUUGCCACGUCUCCAGAUUCGUUGACAUGCCAUACCUAGUCCACCACAGAAGACGCCACUCCUGGCCCUACUGCGGAGGGACGACCCCGCGUGAGCGAUCAACCCUGCCCGUUUUGACGGCCACUGAGCCCUCGAACGCCCGCGAAUCACCAUUCCUGGCCUCCUACCUCGCCGCAGAAGACGACGCAGCGUCGGCGGGGAUCAUCCGCUCCAAAACCACCUGGUCGCAUCGUUUCUGGCCUCACUCCUCUCGGCCCACCGCGGUCCCGGAGCAGCAGUACUCCACCACCGCCGCGGGAUCAAGCAGUGGCAGCUCGCUGCGGCGCAUGAUCCGACCGCCGCUGGACAAGGCUCGCUCGCUUUUCGUGCUGCCGACGACCACCACGGCCGGCGACAAUGUUUUUGUCUCUUAUUGGGUUCCGCACCGGCCUGAGCUGGGCGCUGCGGCUGGUGGGCAUCCUGACCGGGGUCGGUCGCUGGGGGAUGGUCUGGGGCGUCUUGCGGCUGAUCGGAACCAUCGUCGGUGUCAUUCGGAACAACCGCGCGCGUGGCGACGACCAAGCGCAGCCCUGUGGACCUUGAAGGAGGAAUGAUCGCUCUGGCCGCUGGACUUUCUGCGUAUCUCACCUGAUUAUUGUGAUAUUGAUCUGCUGCGUUAUGACGUUACGGUUAUUGGAUUUAAUGGAUUGGACUUUUGUGUCAUUCUAGCAUUGCGAGCAAGGCGGCAUGUCGGUAGAAUGGAUGGCGUUUGUUUAUAUUGGCGGUGACAUUUCAACACUGGGUCGCCAAAAUGGAAAAUGCAUAAAA